ACAAGCUUUAUAUGCCAUGAACAUAACGAAGCCCUUGACACGUUCUUGACAGUCUGCAACCCAGAGAUCGGUGUGGAGCGUGAGUGCAACAAGUGCCACCAUGGCGUCCACCCAUGUCGACGUUCCCGGUAAGCCCACCGAGACUGGCACCGCCCUCCUGGAGACGGCCGCCGCUGCCAUCCAAGGCUUCGAUCCCAUCAACAAGAUCCACCAACACCUCUGCGCUUUCCACUUCUACGGGGACGACAUGACGCGGCAGGUGGAAGCACACCACUUCUGCUCGCACCAGAACGAGGAGAUGCGGCAGUGCCUGAUCUACGACGGCGAGGGGCCGCGUGCGAAGUUGAUCGGCGUGGAGUACAUUGUGUCGGAGAAGCUGUUCCUGGCGCUGCCCGACGACGAGAAGCCGCUGUGGCACUCCCACGAGUACGAGGUGAAGAGCGGGAUGCUGUUCAUGCCGCAGGUGCCCGGCGCCGUCCAGCGACCGGACAUGGAGCAGGUCUGCAAGACAUACGGCAAGACUUACCAUUUCUGGCAGGUGGACCGCGGCGAUGAGUUCCCGCUCGGCCUUCCCCAGCUCAUGAUGGCGUUCACCCGAGACGGGCAGCUGCGACAGGAAUUAGCCAAAGAUAUCGAACGCCGGUACGAGAUCUCUUUUGAGGAGGAGAGGGAGAAGAGGAGGUACAUGGCAGGUCCAGAUCAUGGAAUUCACCCACUGGCUAAUGGACCAGGGAAAGGGCGGAGAUUGGAGCUGAGAGAGGUCGAUGUUCCUCCGGUUGGUUCUGUGCCAAGAGCCUUCAUUUGA
Messenger RNA from Musa acuminata AAA Group (dessert banana), 805 nucleotides. Its product is annotated as oil body-associated protein 1A-like. Bases 101 to 805 code for a protein of 234 amino acids. The transcript has 3 exons. The record is from RefSeq and is a predicted model, not a curated record. NCBI's taxonomy places the organism in Eukaryota, Viridiplantae, Streptophyta, Magnoliopsida, Zingiberales, Musaceae.